Cryptomeria japonica (Japanese cedar) is the source of this 2749-nucleotide messenger RNA. RefSeq names its product high mobility group B protein 15. The transcript is spliced from 7 exons. Gene Ontology annotation, molecular function: DNA binding. NCBI's taxonomy places the organism in Eukaryota, Viridiplantae, Streptophyta, Pinopsida, Cupressales, Cupressaceae. The coding region runs from base 756 to 2357 and encodes 533 amino acids. The record is from RefSeq and is a predicted model, not a curated record.
AUUCUAUAUAACUCUAACACACACUUUAAAUGUUGUUUCGGUCUGUUGUUUUCUUAGCUGUGGUAUGAUAUAUGUGUUAUUUGGUGUUCUAGAACUGUUUCUGCAUGGUGUUUCUCUGAUAAUGGAGGAGUUGAUAUAGCCCAAUAUAUUUGUUCUCUAUAUUAUCUGAAUUGUCCUUCUGGUUAUGGUGUGUUUGAAUGUGGGAAGCAGUCAUUUUCAUUUGUUGGGUGUAUAUUCAGGUGGUGAUCCACUGGGUUGGUCUUUUGUGUUUUUGGCGGGCUAGUUCAGAGGUGGUGGUACUGUAUAUAUUCUGUGGGCUUAUUUAGGGAGUCUGUUUUUGUGUGUAUGUUAUUGUAUAUACACAUUUCUAUUUAGAUUGGUUGGGGUUUUUGAGUAGGGGAUGCAUUUAAGGGAAUUUGUGAGCUUUGCAUUUCUAUGGUGUCCAUGAGGGAUUUAUUGCUUUUUCUAUGGAAUUGUGUUAGUUUUAUGUUUUUUGGUGGAGUGUAUGUGCUUAGCUGCUUCUUCUACCUGCACACGACUGUUUUCACAUAUAUGUGUGACUUUGAGGGGUACAAGAAGAUCUGUGUGGCUUGUCUGUACCUACAAAACUUCCUUAUAUUCCAGCAUUCACAAGUACACACAUUGUUCCUACUAGAACAACACAAUUCAAUUCCUGGGGCAGAAUAGAUUCUAGUUUGUUGUUAUUUCAGUUGUCGGUAGGAGCCUCCUGCUCCACCAUUGCUUUCUUCCAUACUAUGUCAGACCAGCCCAUUGAUAUCAAUAACAUUUCUCAAGAGGAGCAAGUUCAGAAUGAAACUCGAUUGUCUAGCCAACCCAUACCAUCCCCGUCUUCUCCAAAAGACAGUCAUUUGGUUCCUAGUUCCUCAUCACAACAAGGAACAAUACCAAGCGAUGAGAUUUGUGCCCAGUCAGUUGUCAAGCACGAAGAAGCAUUUGAUGGUGCAUUGGUUCCCAAUUUCUUACCACCACAAGGAGCAACCCCAAUCAACAAGAUUUAUCCCCAACCAGUUUUAAAAAAUGAAGAAGCGGUUGCCGAUACUAAAGUGUUCCUUGAUACUUUAAACAAGUUUCAUGCUGCUAUUGGUACAAAAUUCAUGGUUCCAACUAUUGGAGGCAAAGAACUGGAUUUGCGUCUUUUAUACCUGGAAGUUACUUCUCGAGGAGGUCUGAAACAAGUCAUCAAAGACAGGAAAUGGAAAGAGAUAACUGCAGUGUUUAAUUUUCCAUCAACAGCAACCAAUGCAUCCUUUGUUCUACGUAAAUACUACAUUAGCUUGCUUCAUCAUUAUGAGCAAGUUUACUUCUUCGGGGCCCAGGGUCAUCUAAUUCCCCCGCCACCAACCGCUCUACCUGCUCCAAGCCCUGUUUCAAACUCACCAAUUUUAAAUGAGCCUGCUAAUCCACCUUUGGAUGAAGUCCAGCCUCUGAUCAGGAAAAAAAAGAGGAGAGCUUCAACUCCUAUUUCUGGAGUUAGCCCUGCAUCAUCUGUGGGUCAUCCCGUCACUGGAGUUAUAGAUGGAAAGUUCGAACAUGGUUAUCUUGUUACUGUGGUAGUUGGCUCAGAGAAAUUAAGUGGUGUAUUAUACCAGGUGCCGACAGGAUUUUCCAGAGAACAGUUUGCAGAAGUACCUAGUUACUUGAAUAUUCAUAAUAAUGGGGAUGCUGCUUUAGGGGUUCGCCCUCGUCGCCGUCGCAGGAGAAAAGAUGAAAUUAAGAAAAGGGAUCCUGAUCAUCCUAAGCCAAAUAGGAGUGGCUACAAUUUUUUCUUUGCUGAGCAGCAUACAAAAUUGAAAGCAUUGCAUCCUGGCAAGGAUAGGGAGAUCAGUAAAAUGAUUGGUGAUUCAUGGAAUAAUCUAAAUGAAGAAGAAAAAUCAGUUUACCAGGAGCUUGGAUUGAAGGAUAAGGAAAGGUACAGAAGUGAAAUGCAAGAAUACAAAGAGAAACAAAAAUUGCAGUCCCAUGACACAGAAGUGUCGAUUGCUGGAAAUGAAGGAAUAAUUCAACAAUUGGGAAAUCAGCAUGGACUGCAGUUUGAAUGCCAGGGAACUUCCAUUACUACAAUUGAGGGAAUGAAUCUCCAUCUUGCCAAUCAUUCUAGUCUCUGUGAGCACCAACCAGACAAUCAUGAAUCUGUUACAGAAACAACAGGCUUUAAGAUGGCGGAUUUGCCUGAUAUGUCUGACACUAUAAAUACCAUUGUGCCUAAAAAACUGGAAUCUUUGGUUGGUAGCACUGUUUUAGCAGAUCAACAAUGUUCAGUGGAUACCACCAUGUCCAUUAAGGAAGAAAGUUGCAUCCAAGAAGACAAGUGUAAGCAAUUAGUAUCAGAACAAUAAUUCCAAUAAACUAACAAGAUUCUGAUUAGAAUAGCCCAAUGAACUACUCACAUUUAGAAUAGACAUGUAAUGACAAACUAUGCUUAACACUUAGUUCAGUUAUUCAUCUUGAGGGUUUCUUUGUUUUUUGGUUCUGGGUUUGUUGUAUAGUAUGCCUUAAAGCCAGUGUAACUGAGCUGAUUAAAGGAACAGCAAUAUAGUUUGCCAGUGUUGGUGUGCAUCUCUGAACCAGUAAAGUACAGACUAAUUCAUCUUUUUUGUUGCUUGUAAUUGCUGAGGCCUUCCAAGUUGAAAGAUAAUAGGUAAACCGACAAAGUCACAAAAGAUUGUUCAGAUUUGAAUAUCCACAAUAUCAAGCACAAUCAACUUAAUAGCAAAGUUCUUUGUUUUAA